Suillus subaureus is the source of this 570-nucleotide messenger RNA. RefSeq lists its product as uncharacterized. Lineage: Eukaryota; Fungi; Basidiomycota; Agaricomycetes; Boletales; Suillaceae. The record is from RefSeq and is a predicted model, not a curated record. The annotation marks the transcript as partial. The transcript has 3 exons.
CAUGUGAAGCUUGGAUCAAGACAACAUUCACAAACCUUUGAUGCAAUCGAGGAGGCUCAUCAUGCUGACCAAGCCUUUGGUAAUUUCUGUAUCAAGCUUAAUAACUUUCUUAAUCUUCUUUUACCCUCAUCAAACAUACUGCUGCCUGAAGGCAAACACAUUCAUCUUCAAGGGACUUAUGAAAUUACAGAGCACCAUUUCAUUCAUAUCAACUAUGAAUCAAUGGUUGAUUGGCACCAGCACACAGACUACCUUCAUUGCAAUCCCCUUUUCUUUGGUUCUCUGCACUUCAACUGUGUCUUUAUUCAGCAGACAGAAAACAAGGUCAUUCUCAGCAGGCUGUUAUUCUGUUUUGAAUGCCUGGUUGGGGAUCACAGGCUUCCCUUAGCUCUCAUCCACCCCUUUGACACUCCCACUGCCCAGUUCUAUUCUGUUAGAUCCAUCAUAUGUGGAGCAUUUCUUGUUCCAGAUGGACCUUCCAACUAUCUUGUAGUUGACACUGCAGAUACUGAUAUGUUUCUUCACAUGAAGAUGAUGCACUUGGAGGCAGGCCAUAUUGUGCACAUUUGA